AGACAGAGAGAGGGAAGGUGUUGGUAAGAGUGUACCAACACCAUAGCGUCCACUUUAGUUCCUUAUUUCCCCUCACUCUUUAUUUCCCCCCCAUCACUAGGAUCCAAUGAUAGCCGGAAAAGUCAGUAAGCCUCUGCUGCUGCUGCGGAGUGAGAUGAAUGCAGAGUCGAGAGGUGAGGACAAGGCAGCUACUUCAGACAGUGAGCUGAACGAGCCCCUGCUUGGUCCUCUGGAAUCAAAUGAUGGUGAAGACACUCCCAGCAAGCUCUUCGGGGCCAGAGGAAACUCUGUGCCGUCUGAGUCGGGUACGAGCGAUCCUCAUCAUCUCAGCCAGUCUCAUCCAGGAUUCUCAGUUGGGCCACAGCCCCUGCUAGCAGCACAACAGCUGGCAUCAGCUGUAGCAGGAGUGAUGCCCGGAGGUGCUCCAGCACUUAACCAGCCAAUCCUUAUCCCGUUUAACAUGGCCGGGCAGCUAGGGGGGCAACAAGGACUGGUCCUGACAUUGCCUACAGCCAAUCUUACUAACAUUCAAGGCCUGGUUGCAGCUGCAGCUGCAGGAGGGAUAAUGACGCUGCCAUUGCAAAAUCUACAAGCUACCUCAUCGCUAAACACGCAACUUCAGCAGCUUCAGCAUCUACAGCAGCUUCAGCAACAUCAUCAUCACCAUCACCAUCAACAGCAAGGACAACAGCAAACUACAGUCCAGCAUCAACAAUCAUGCCAGCAGCCAUCCCAGCCUCUCCCCUCACAGCUCUCCCAGCAGCAACAGAAUCAGCAACAGCAGCAAAACCAAACACCAACCAAAAGCCAGAACCAACUUUCUACAAGUCAGCAGACGUGUGGUUCUCCUCAAAAGCCCAACCAAUCACCAGGACACGGCCUUCCUUCCCCGAUAACCCCACCAAUCCCUUUGCAGAUGGUUAAUAAUCCCUUGGCAAAUCAAGCAGCGGCGGCAGCAGCGGCAGCAGCUGCUAUGGGCUCAAUAGCAAGUUCACAGGCCUUUGGGAAUGCACUCUCCAGUCUGCAAGGUGUUACUGGUCAACUAGUCACAAAUGCACAAGGACAGAUUAUUGGAACAAUUCCACUCAUGCCAAAUCCAGUAUCAUCCAAUCAAGCAGGUGGUGGAGCUCAGGGACUUCAAGUGCAGCCCAUUACGCCCCAACUACUGACCAACGCCCAGGGACAGAUCAUUGCCACUGUAAUAGGGAAUCAGAUUUUGCCAGUGAUCAAUACCCAGGGUAUAACACUUUCACCACUCAAACCAGGACAACAGCUCCAUCAACCAGCACAGCAACCUGUGGGUCCAGCUACAUCACAGGCCAAUCUACUGCACUUGGCUCACAAUCAGACAUCAAUGGCUCAAAGUCCGGUUCGCCAAACUUCCUCUACUUCCUCUUCAUCUUCCUCUUCUUCAGCUUUGAGUGUUGGCCAGUUAGUAAGCAACCCGCAAACUGCCAGUGGUGAGGUUGAUGGAGUAAAUCUGGAAGAAAUAAGAGAAUUUGCUAAAGCUUUCAAAAUCCGUCGCCUUUCCCUAGGUCUGACGCAAACGCAAGUGGGACAGGCUUUAAGUGCAACAGAAGGCCCAGCCUACAGCCAAUCUGCCAUCUGCAGACACACCAUCCUGAGAAGCCACUUUUUCCUACCACAGGAAGCCCAAGAGAACACUAUAGCUAGCAGUCUGACAGCCAAACUGAACCCUGGCCUUUUGUAUCCUGCCAGGUUUGAAAAGCUGGACAUCACCCCUAAAAGUGCCCAGAAGAUAAAGCCUGUCCUUGAGAGGUGGAUGGCCGAGGCUGAGGCCCGCCACCGAGCAGGUAUGCAGAAUUUGACAGAGUUUAUCGGCAGCGAGCCUUCAAAAAAACGGAAGAGGCGCACUUCUUUCACUCCGCAGGCACUAGAGAUCUUGAACGCCCACUUUGAGAAGAACACGCAUCCUUCUGGACAGGAAAUGACAGAAAUUGCAGAGAAGUUAAACUAUGACCGGGAAGUUGUCCGGGUCUGGUUCUGCAACAAGCGACAAGCUCUCAAGAACACAAUAAAACGUUUAAAACAACACGAGCCGGGCUCAGGAGUCCCUAUGGAGUCUCUAACGGACUCAAUGGAAGAAAAUUCCUAAAACAUUGAGCUUGAACUCUGUGAAAUGCCUGUUCAUCAUCCUUGUAAGUAGAAAAAAGACUGAAAAACACAGGUGGACAGAACAAUUUGUUAAUGUAUUCAUGAGUUUUCCAAAUAUAACGCACAACACUUAGUGUGUGUGUAUGUGAUAGUAGUCCUAAGGAAAAAAAACAAACAUUUUUUUUGCUAUGGACUUCACAAAAAAACCAAAUAACUGCAUACGUUUUUCUGUAUAUUAUACCAAUGCGAACAGUGUUUGAAAAACAAGAGAUUCUUCUAUCUAUUUAAAAAGAAAGCAAGACUGCCACCUGGAGGAUCAAUUGUAGACUUUUAGGUUAAGCGCUCAUUCACAAGAAAAUCUUCACUAUUAACCAAAGCCAGAAAAAUGGUGUUGCAAAACUAGAUUGCUGGACUUCUCUAUAAUGAGCAUAAUGUUGUGUUACACAUUUCAUUGUCUGCUAUGUGGGAAAAAGGGAUUUUAAUUUUAAUUUUUUAAUUUCAUUGUUACAUUACAGUAUGUUGGGGCACACAUUAUAUUUUACCACUAUGAGUCACCUAUUAUUUAAACAAAACAUGUGUUAAACAUUUUAGGAGAGUGCAGCUUCAUUACAUGCCCCAAGUGAUGCAUAGCUUCCAUGUUUACAGUACACCUGAAUAAUAUUUGGUUAGCAUCAUGUAGUGCCAGUGAAUUCUUUUCUUUGGGUGGAUGUAGUUUCCUUACUCUACUAGGAAAUGUACAUCAUUACUGACAAUCCUAAGAGAAGAAAUAUGUUUCUACAACGGUGUGCGGCCAUUUUCUCUAUUUUCUCUCCAAAGUCUCCUAGCCAAAGAAAUGUAUUGAGGUUCUAAUGAAAUAGAAGCAGCUCAAUAAAACAAACCAAAUGAAAGACUGGAGGAGUAUUAAACUGUUUAUCACAGCUACUAAACUGUUUAUCAGCUACCUAAAUAAUUGUGCAUUGCAUAAUAUGACAAGACUGUCUAGGCCUCUAUGCUACACUUUGUUAGAAAGCAGUUGAAGAUUUCAGAUUUGAUGUGUAAUUUUAUGUGGAGGAGUCAGGACUUUUAUCAAUGAAAGUGAUGAGUUACUUAGAUGAAGAUACAUAGACCAUUUGUAUUCACAGCAUUUAAUCAAUGUCUGUUGAAUCUGCUCCGAAACACUGUACAUAUACUAUGACUCUUUUUUUUUCCGAGGUCAGUCAUGAUGAGCAGUUUCCAAUUGAUGUUCAAUGUCGAUUAAAGAAAAUAUUUCUAUUAUAAUACCUUAGUGACUCCAAUUAUAGAUAACUUGUCCUCCCCUAUGCUGUCAAUUGAAAAAUAUACAUGACAUAAAACCUGGUUGCUAAGCCUAAUGUGGUACAGUCUGACUUUAUAGGCCACAAAUACACUCAACAGGUAAAAAUGCACAAUUACGUUUACCUCACAAAUAUACACACCAAAGGAUCAACCUUGUUGAACAUUUCUGUGCUUUUGUAUUUUCCCAUACGAAUCACAAAUGUCUCAAAUUGUUAGAAGAACACUGUAUUUGAUUUUUUUCAAAUGAUAAAAGACUGUUAUACUUACUGGAAAUUCCAAAUUCUGUAGGGAUCUGUGCAUUGUGUAACCAAAAACUGUUAGGUUUGAGUUUUAACUGUUGCCUGACACCGGUAAACUUUACAGUACAGCAGUAGUUCUCAAACUUUUUGCCUAGGCACCCUGGGGUGCCUUGGGACACUUGCAGGGAUGCCUUGGAUUGGUGGUCCAGGAGCAAUUCAAAUUAUUUAUGGUCAAUGUAAUAGGCAACACCAGUGCUGGUGGCUGUCAAUCAUAAAUUAUGUGGACAAACAGAAGCGAAUCUUGUCCCUUACCUCACAAUUGAACAUAAGGAAGACAUAUAAACACAAUUUACCUAAUUUUAUAUUUCUUUCUAAAUUACUCAUUAAGAAACUUUUGGCCUAGGGGUGCCGUGAAAAAAAUUCCGAUUCUCUAUGGAGCCGUGAUUCCAAAAAGUUUGGGAACCACUGGUAUGUUAGAAAGGGUUUGACCCUUGCAGAAUUUACCUUGAUCACCUAUUUAAAUUGUCACAAUGAAACCUCCAGCAAAUUAUAACAACCUUUAUAAAAAAAUCUGCCUGUAGGUGACAUAGUUUAAAAUUCAAUCAACACAUAUUUAUAAUUUUCAAGCAGCAUAAAUUGAAUGUUAAGUAAUAAAUGAUGAGGCCGAUUCAAUUCAGAGUGAUAUACGUGAAUUGCCAACAGAAUAGCAUGGGGACAUACUUAAUGGCAGCACAUUAUGACUGCAUUUUUAGCACAUUUAAUUUCACAUCCGAUAGGGGUAGUGUGCACAGCUGCACAUUGUGAACUCACAUCACUCUGAACUGAAUUGCGGUCUAUUUAUCAUAUUAAUUCUGUUGUCUAAAAUGUCCCAAUGGCGAAACUACAAUGUAGUAAGAGAAAAAAAAUAGCUAACAAAACAAAUAACCCCAUCAGCAUUGAGUCCAAUAAAUUAGCUCUUACUACCACUGAUACACUGAAACAUUUUUUUACCGUUUUAUAAUUUUGUAUUGUUUUUGUAUUCUUGAAAAUAUACUGUAACGCUUCCUAUAUUGAUUUUACGAAUUUUGAAGGCCUAGCAAAAAUAAUAACUCAACAAAAUCACCCAAAAGGUGUAAAUAUGUAAACCAUAAAUAUUUUUAGCCACUUUUUCCCUAUUAAUGUAAUGCAUAAAAGCAGACCACUACAUUUAAAAAAAAAAUGAAAAAAGAAAAAAAAAAACUUUUUGUACAUUUCUUUUGUUCAAUGCUCUUAGUGCUCUCUGUUAUUGGAUACUGUAGACUGAAUGGAAACAAGAGUAUUGUUAUUGUAUAGUUGUAUUUUAUUUCACUCUGAAAGUUUAACCCUUUUUGCCAGAAGGGACCUGCAAUGCAUUGCAACUACUGAAAUAUCAAUUCAUUGAUGCCCACUCUUGUGGUGAAGGAAUUUAAGCAGCAACUCUACGUAUUUGUUUAAAAAAUGUACAGUUCCAUUAAAAAAGUAUGAAUAAGGAAUAUAUUUUAGUCUCCCUUAUAUGGUAAAUAUUUAAGUGCCACCACUAUAUGAUGCUAUCACCGUAAAUCUUAUGAUCUCAGUGUUCUUAAAUUGCAUCCAACUUAUUGGAGUCCGAGUUCGCCGGCCAUGUGGGAUGCCGGUCGAGCUCAGACAUUUUUUUAAAAGGGCAAUCAUGUACAAGGUAUGGUUUAGCCUUGUACAUGAUUGCCCCUUUAAAAAAAUCAUAUGAGUUUGGCUGUCAUCCUACACGGGUGCCGAACUCGGACUUCCUUACAUCCCGCCCUGUACCCACAUUAAAUUCUCACUACAAUACUUAGAUCCACCUGGAUGUUACUGGAUCCACAUUGAAUUCCAAUAAAAUCAAUUGGAUCCAAGUUAAUCCAAUUUAAUUGAGUCCAACUGGAUCCAUAUUAAUUCCCACAAUAACACUUGGAUCCAAAUGGCUCCAACUACAGUGAACUGACAGGAAUCCUGCUCACAUUCAGGCCAGAUUCUUGUGGCCGGAUCCCUAAUUGAACACAUCAGAAUAGAUCUCUAUGCGGAAUAUGCACAGGUACAGCUGUCUGAAAAUAAUCAGCAGAAAUUCUUGUUUAUUGUAAAAUAGCAUCAGUAUGUACAUUACCUUAACUUUCUUUGUUUAAAAAAAGAAAUAGAAUAAAAAAAACCUACACCUGCUGUGCAGAACAAAUUUCUUACUCAAAGCUACAUGAGCACAUUUAUUGCAUAUCUGUUUUUAAUAGUUUUCUCAUAUGCCAUGUGGGGAUUUGUCAUGCCCCAGUAAUAGCUCCUAGCUAGCUCUGUAAUGCUACAUUAUAACUCACAUCCAGUUCAGCAAAACAGACAAAUGAAUAAACUUAAGUUGAACAAGUUUUAUGGUCAGAAAGUUUAGGCUAAUUGGUUACUACAUGCUGUCUAAACCCUUUUUGCAUAUUACAUUAAUACAAAUAUGGACGUAUAGGGACACUGUGGUAGAUUACACUGGAAACAGCACUUAAACAGCUAUGUGUAUAAUCUGAUAACCUGUUAAAGUACACAAAGGCCAUUUUAUUUCUGCUUUCUUCACAUAAUGCUCUAUGGAUAUGGGGAGACAUUAUGGGAAUUUUUUCACAAGCAUCAAUGACUCCAAGUGAGCGUGUGAUUACCCACUGCAUCUGUUCCACCUAUCAGUAAAUACAUGUGAUUCAGCACAGGCAGCAUAGACGACCACAUACACUAGCCCUAUAAGUGUUUUAAGCUUCUGAUACAAACUCUUCUGCGCAAGCAUCUAAAUUCACUUACAAACCAAGCUCCAUAAUGUAAAAUAUGAUAACAUAAACUAAUAUGUGCUCCCCAUUUCUAAUCUCAGCUUCAAACGCAUGCCAGAUCUAGUGUCAUAACCUAGGUGAUGCUAAUAUAAUGGUGGCACAUAACUGAAUUAGUAUAGUUUAUUGCAUUUUUCUGCAUAGAAAAUACAUGGAGGUAAGCAAUGACCAGUUUAUUAAAGGGUUGGAAUAAAGAGGGAGCAAUACUGUUUUAUAAGUAUUGAUCACAUGGUUUCUGUAUAUGAUUGCUGAUAAUCAUGUAGAGGAGAAACAGGCAAUCCUCUGCUUCCUAGCUGUUGUAGAGCUACAAACCUUAGCAUCUCCUGGCAUACUGGUAGCUCUAACCCCAGUGUAAAAAUACAGGUGUAGUAUGUCUGAUCGGCGGUCAGCAUACCGAUGGCGGGAUCUCGGCAGAAUACCGAAGCUGGGAUCCCGGCGGGUAGGGGUGAGUGCAGCAAGCCCCUUGCGGGCUCGGUGGCGACCGCAGGUCGCCAUGGGUUCUAUUCCCACUCUAUGGGUGUCGUGGACACCCACGAGUGGAAAUAGUCCCUGUUGGUCGGCAUGCCAACCAUCGUGAUAGUGAGGGGGAGGGAUGUUGGUGGAGGUCAUGUGAAUGUCUGUCUCCCGACCGCCGGUCACAUGAAUACCACCCUAAAAAUUCAAGCUACUUAAACCAACAAGUUAUGUUGUUAAAAGUUUUCAGCUGACACCCUUAUUCAUUAGUGAAGUCAGUUUGGGCUAUUUACUAACAUUAUUCAAAGGUGUACAAAUUCACUAAUAUCAAAUAAUCAAUCCACACUUGCUUUUUAUAUGUCCAGUACGUUAGACAAGGAAUGCAAAUGUAUUGAAAUGUUAUAGUGUAAAUUUGCACCUUUGAUCAAUUUAGCAAAUAAUCCCCUAUGCAUACUGUACCUCCCAACUUUUGCUGACAUCAACUCGGGACCUUGCGCGCAUCCAAAAAGAUGGGGGGCAUGACCUUGCACGGUAGGGUGUGGCACAGCAUUUAUUUAUGGAUUGCUCGCUGCUUUGCAGAGCAGCAGUAAUCAAAGACCCUCCUAACCUUUCCUCCCGCCUGAUGAGACUCUGCGGCCCACGGGUGGGACAGUGGGGCAUUGUGCGAAUAGUGGGACUGUCCCGCUGGAAUCGGACAGUUGGGAGGUAUGCCUAUGUCUCUGCACUAGAUAGAUCUAGAAGUGUACUUUACAUGAAGCAAAAAUACCCAGCACCUCAGUAGCCUAAAUAUAUACAUUUCUUUAGAACAUUGGUCCUCAAACAGUGCGUGUUUUCCAGGUCUCCUCACAGAAUCACAAGUAAAAUAAUAAACUCCACUACCAGAUAUUUUAAAAAUGCGUCAGUGAGUAAUGAGUACACGUAUGCACCAGCUAAAUGACCUGGAAAACAUGAACUGUGUGGGGUCCUGAGAAACAAGUUUGAGAACAUAUGCUUUAGAAGCCAUCUAAAUCUAUCAAAUAAAAAUAUUAGCCUAGCAUCCAUUAAUAAAGAAUAAAAUGUUUGUGUUGGUUUAAUUUUUUCACAACAAAUGUGGAUCUGCUGCUUUGCAAACAAAAAUGGCUGUCCUGGUUUCUCAACAGACAGGAACAAGAGAAAGCAUCAAUGAAAAAGUAGAGGCGUAUAGAAAUACUCAAGCUAUAAACAAGCUAUAACCAAAAAGAAACAUGUAAAAAUGCCUUUGCUCGUCUUAAUGCUGGACCAAAGCUCAAUGUAUGUAGGUAUAUGCACAUUGUAAAAAUAUGGCUAAAUGUUGCUGACAAUCUUGCAAUAUUAAAGUGUCACAUGGAAAAGCAGAACAUACAUGUUUGUCAUUGUUUCACAAUACUGCUCUGCAAGGCUCCUACAGCGUAUAAAGCGAAAAUGGUGUAAAUCCUGAAAUAAAAUUUCCAUGGCAAUGUUUCCACUUUAGAAAGGAUUUAUUAUUCACUCUUACUAUAUAUAUUUUUUCUGUGUGUGUAAUUCAUUUGUAGCACCACUGUGAGACACCAAAGGUUCUUCUCAUCAUACUUGCUUAAUACCUACAAUGGCUGAACAGAUUGGAAUAACAUGAUGCUUUAGUUUUUCAUUUCCAGCAUUGAACUUAACAAUGAAAGACAACACUGAGGGAGAUACUAUGUUAACUUUCCACUGGAAGAGGAGUUUUAUUGUGGUGGACUUAUGGCUGGAAGAUAAAUAUAAACUUUACUGGAAGCUCCUUACUGCUCUGACACUGAAACCAAAGCUGAUUUAACUGCACAGGUUGCUUUAAAUUUUAUAAACUGGAAUAAACUAAAACUGUAAUUAAUCUAGAGCAAUAUCUGUAUGGUCAGUAAAGCUGCACUUUGUGUAUUUCUUAAAAGCUUCAGAUCUGUCACUUUUAAU
Pseudophryne corroboree (corroboree frog) is the source of this 8812-nucleotide messenger RNA. RefSeq names its product POU class 6 homeobox 2 (gene POU6F2). Lineage: Eukaryota; Metazoa; Chordata; Amphibia; Anura; Myobatrachidae. The coding region runs from base 107 to 2116 and encodes 669 amino acids. The record is from RefSeq and is a predicted model, not a curated record. Gene Ontology annotation, molecular function: DNA-binding transcription factor activity, RNA polymerase II-specific; RNA polymerase II cis-regulatory region sequence-specific DNA binding. Gene Ontology annotation, biological process: regulation of transcription by RNA polymerase II. The transcript has 9 exons.